Molecule: messenger RNA, 1572 nt
Organism: Aricia agestis (brown argus)
Lineage: Eukaryota; Metazoa; Arthropoda; Insecta; Lepidoptera; Lycaenidae
Exons: 4
Coding region: 142-1572 (476 amino acids)
Source: RefSeq, a predicted model, not a curated record
UAUGCAAUAACUUUUUAUUGUUAUGGCAAUGCAAAUACGAUAUGUCAAUUGUCAAUGUAUGAAACGUCAUUCGCUUUGUUUUCGUGCAUCGUGAAUGUUGUUUUCGUUUGAGAUAUUAUUGCAAUUACUUGGCUUUUUACAAUGGAUUCCGACUCUUCUUCCCAUUCUGACGACCCUGGCACUUCUAUGGACACCGAUACUGCUCUUCACAUUGACACCGGCACACCUAUGGGAACCGAAUCUCGCUCGAACGAUAACCCUGGCAUGAAUAUGGACUCUGAACUUCUCGUGCCUGAAGGCAACUUGUUGGCAGGAGAUGAAGCAACAACGCAGCGAUGUGUGAAUUGUGGGACCGAUUUGUUGCAAAGGAGACGUCACACUUUAGUUCUAAUCGAUGUGCGGUCGAUCAUACAGCAGUGGAUUGCUCCUCGUUUGAUUGAAAACGAUACUUUAGUCUGUCACUCAUGCUGGACCUUGGCUCUGCAUCAUUCGAGGACACAAGCAUCAAAUGACGGAUCAUCAACUAGUGGUCACCGUCGAAAUACCUGCGUCAACUGCGGAUGCUCUUUGAUGAGAACAAGGUCUCAUACACUUAAUUCAAACACGGAACGAGAAUCUCAAAUCCGAGCCAUUGUGAUGGAACAGAUUGCUCCACAUCAAUUACAUGGAUCUGAUAAAAUCUGCCAUCCAUGCUGGCAAAGAAUUGACCGAGCUGCUACUCGUUCCACUGAAGUAAGACAUCCCAACAAUAACCAACCCAGUAUAAUCUUGCCAAUGUACACUAGAGCUUCAGGUUCUCAACAGUUUUGUUUUUAUCCUGAUUGUCAUUCAACCCAAAGACUGGCUGCUCCUAAGUGGCUGAGAAUAAAAUUAUUCACUGAUUAUAAUUUUUAUGUACCACAAAACUGUAGGAUUUGUUCCUUCCAUUUAUAUAAUGAUAAUUGGGAGGUACUUAGUAAUAUACAGCAACCGAUUCAUAGUUUUAAUGCAGAACACAUUCAGGACUUUGCAACUUUUGUCAAUGAAAGACAAAUGGUCUUAGAUUUUUCUAAUAUAGAAACAUUGUCAAAUGAGCUUACUCACUAUUGGAUUGGAUUAAGCAAAGAACAAUUUCAGCAACUUUAUUUAGAGGUACCAGGGAUGCAAGCUGUCCAUAGAAAUAAAUUAGCACUUGCCGCUUAUCUCAUGAAAUUGAGAACUGGUGAUAGCGAUCAAAGAAUUGCAACACUUCUUAAUAUACCUCGCACCACAUUAAUGAGACUUAUGGGUAAAGCACGUGAUGUUUUAGAGAGAGCUUUUGUCCCAAAUAACUUGGGAAUCAAUCAUUUAACCCGGACUGAAAUAUCAGAAAGGAAUUUAUUAAUUCCCAAUGGGUUAUUUGGAGGAGUGAAUAGGCAGCCAAUUAUUAUAAUUGAUGGAACAUAUUUGUAUGUCCAGAAAAGUUCCAAUUACAUGUACCAAAAAGAUACAUAUUCUUUGCACAAGGUGGCGCUGGUAUCGCAGGCGCCGGCGGUAGCGUGCGGCGCAACCUUAAAAGCAAUAUCCGGCACCGCGCGCGCCGGCCGGAAAUGA